UGAAGGUUGUGGCGUUGUGCCUUGGAAGCUUCUCCCUCCUCCUUCUCCUCCUUCUAAACGGGGCCUACAUCGACAUCCAUGUUCAUGGAAUUGUUGCUCAUCACACGUUCAUCUCCAGCCUCCAUAACGAGUUAACGACCACGCUGCACACACCAUUAACGAAACACCAAAGCAUACCGACGACGAAACUCGCUCGUGCUUCCGACUCUUUGCUUUCCAUCUAUCCCAUUUGCUCCUCCCUCUCUCGCUGCUGAUGCUGCCUACUCUGUUCUCUUCUGUAUCCCUAUAAUUCGCAAAUGGACUUGAAAACCCUAGCUCUCCCUCCUCAUUUCCCUUCCCUUCGAGGUCCUCUUAAUAGACGAUUCUCCUCUCCUUCUACGCUUUUCAAUCCAUUUGUUUCUUCUUUAUGUUCUCCCCCUUCUUUUCCUCUCCUUCACCGGCUUGUAAGUGCUUCGUCAUCCAGAACGAACCGUCGUUGGUUCCGAGUUGCUUGCAUUAGCCAUGGUCAGGGAGAUGUCAAGGAGAAACCAAAUUGGGCGACUGAUGAUGUCCAAAGCGUCGUUCCGAUUACUCCGGUGGAAGAGGAAAGCAUGGAAGUUGUUCAUAGGGGGCACGAGGAAUUUGGUGCUAACGACAGCAUUUGGAGACAAAUGAAGGAGAUUGCCAUGUUUGCAGGGCCGGCGACCGGGCUAUGGGUAUGUGGGCCCCUGAUGAGUCUCAUUGAUACGGCAGUCAUCGGCCAAGGCAGCUCUGUGGAGCUUGCUGCCUUAGGGCCUGGCACGGUUGUUUGUGAUUAUCUGGGUUAUGUGUUCAUGUUCCUUUCUAUUGCUACUUCCAAUAUGGUCGCCACCUCUCUUGCGAAAAAGGACAAAAAUGAAGUACAACAUCGAAUAUCUAUCUUACUCUUUGUUGGUUUCACUUGUGGCAUGGGAAUGCUUUUCUUUACAAAGUUCUUUGGUUCAUGGUUAUUAACUACUUUUACUGGUCCAAAGAAUUUGCACAUAGUACCUGCUGCAAACACAUAUGUUCAGAUUCGAGGUUUAGCAUGGCCUGCACUUCUUGUUGGAUGGGUUGCUCAAAGUGCAAGCCUUGGCAUGAAAGAUUCUCUGGGGCCUUUGAAAGCUUUAGCAGUUGCUAGUGUCAUAAAUGGCAUUGGUGAUGUUGUCUUGUGCUGUUUCUUGGGCUAUGGUAUUGCUGGUGCAGCAUGGGCAACGAUGGUCUCACAAGUUGUUGCAGGUUAUAUGAUGAUUGAUACUCUGAACAAGAAAGGCUACAAUGCCUUCUCAGUAUCUGUUCCAUCAAUCAAAGAGCUGCUGCAAAUAGUUGAACUUGCUGCUCCAGUUUUUGUAACCAUGAUAUCAAAGGUUGCCUUCUAUUCCCUUCUUACAUAUUUUGCUACAUCCAUGGGAACUAUCACCAUUGCAGCACAUCAGGUUAUGAUUCAGGUGUUCUGCAUGUGUACUGUAUGGGGUGAACCCCUCUCUCAAACUGCACAGUCUUUUAUGCCUGAGUUGAUGUAUGGAGUUAAUCGGAAUCUAGCGAAGGCAAGAAUGCUGCUGAAGUCACUUGUGAUCAUUGGAGCAUUAACUGGAUUGAUAUUGGGGAUAAUUGGAACAUCUGUUCCCUGGUUGAUGCCCUAUCUUUUCACAAAUGACCAUGAGAUCAUUAGAGAGAUGCACAAGGUGUUAUUUGCAUACUUUACUGCAUUAGUGGUGACACCUUCAACACAUAGCCUUGAAGGAACACUACUGGCUGGCAGGGAUCUUCGGUUUCUAAGUCUAUCAAUGACUGGAUGCUUUUCUUUGGGUGGACUUCUACUAAUGCUUGUUAGCAGCAGAGGGUGUGGUUUGCCAGGUUGCUGGUGGGCUCUAGCAGGAUUUCAAUGGGCUCGCUUUUCUAUUGCUUUACGACGGCUUACUUCUCCGCAUGGAAUACUCUACUCUGAAGAGCUAAACACACAUGAACUGGAGAAACUGAAAGCUGCGUAGGGAACAACAGAACAGAAACCAGGACACAUGAAGUGGGGAAACUGAAUGUUGCAUAGAGAUACAUGAUCAUGCUUUUAAAGAUUGAGCAACCAAGCCUAAUUGAAUUCGCCAUGCAGAAGCUACAUGUCUUAGAUGACCAAGAUAUUCUGGAGGAGGUAUUUAUUAGUCACGAAUUCAUGAUUCAUACAAGUUCAUUUCGCCAAUGUAAAAUAAUUAUUAUUAAUUUGUCAUAUGCCCAUAAAUUGGCGGUGCGUGCUCAUUGUUUUGGUGACCAUUCAGUGUUGUAAUUGAGAGUACAUUGUUCUUUAUUAGUUAAUGGAAAUAAACAUUUGUUUGAUCUCUAA
This is a messenger RNA of Nelumbo nucifera (sacred lotus), 2332 nucleotides long. RefSeq names its product protein DETOXIFICATION 46, chloroplastic. Lineage: Eukaryota; Viridiplantae; Streptophyta; Magnoliopsida; Proteales; Nelumbonaceae. Gene Ontology annotation, biological process: transmembrane transport. Gene Ontology annotation, cellular component: membrane. The record is from RefSeq and is a predicted model, not a curated record. Gene Ontology annotation, molecular function: antiporter activity; xenobiotic transmembrane transporter activity.